Notothenia coriiceps (black rockcod) is the source of this 1572-nucleotide messenger RNA. It is a transcript of the gene samd7, whose product is annotated as sterile alpha motif domain containing 7. The record is from RefSeq and is a predicted model, not a curated record. The transcript is spliced from 8 exons. Lineage: Eukaryota; Metazoa; Chordata; Actinopteri; Perciformes; Nototheniidae. Gene Ontology annotation, molecular function: chromatin binding; histone binding. Gene Ontology annotation, biological process: negative regulation of DNA-templated transcription. Gene Ontology annotation, cellular component: nucleus. The coding region runs from base 1 to 1572 and encodes 523 amino acids.
AUGACCCCACGGGAGCAGCUGAGGAAGAUGACAGCGUUGGGAGAGCAGGGUGCUUUGGAUGAGAAGCACUGGUACCGUCUGGUCAACGGCAUGUCAGCUGGAGAGCUGAGGCAGAGGCAGGAGUUGAUAAUGAGGAAUCAGAUGGCCAUGGCUCCACAGAUCCUCGCCCAGGGGCAGCAGAGGUUACAGGGCGUUCCAGCGCAGUUCGAACCUCGCUUCAUGGAGAGGGAGAUGGUUCCCACCUCUGAGAUGGUAGCCUCCGAGGCCCGACAGAUGCACAUGGGACCUCACAUGGGUCCCUCUAUGCCCCCCCAUGCCAAUGUCAUGCCAGGAAGAGGUUUCCCUGGAGCAGCUGGAUAUGGUUUUAUGCCCUCCGAACCCAUGGAAACAGUUGCUCGGCGACAGGAGUUCAUCCACAAGCAGAAUAUAGCCAGAAUGGAGAUGAAUGCCAUCCUGCACCAGAAGGAGCUGGAGAACGCCCACCAGAAGGGACUAUUGGGAAUUGAAAACCCCAUGGCCUACUCUUCAAACCCCAUGGCGUUCAGAGGUCGUCAGCGGAUGCCAGACGGCCACGAUGUCUUCGUGCACCGCCCCAGCCUGGAUGAGCUGCACUCCAACAGCAUCCUCAUGUCGGCCAGCCCUUACCCGCACAUCGGCACGCUGCACAGGGAGCGAGGACGCAGGGUCGGCAGGAGGCCAACAUCUCACAAGAGCGCAGAGAGCCACGCAUCCAACCUGAAAGGCCACACUGAAGAUAAGAGAUUAGAGCAGAGCCCGGGGGCCACGUCAGGGGAGGAGAAAGAGGUGGAGGCAAAGGGGGAUAUGGGAGAGGAGUGUGCCACCAGCAAGGCGCACCAUCAAGCAAAAAUAGACUCUGAACUCACAGCAGGAAGCAGGAAGAACUACAAAGAUGGGGAGACAGGGCUGCGUAAAUCCUGUGUGAACAGUCAGGACGGGUCGGAUGUGGCCAACAGCGGGGUAAACGAUAAAGACAUGUCCAGCCAGUGUUCGGUUUUCCAGGAGAAGUUCAUGGAUCCCUCCGCUGGUGGAGCGCUCACUGGCAUGCCUUACAUGUUCCCAGUCCCUGGAAAUGGUUUCCUUCCACCUGGUCGACCAAAUCUCUUUCUUAAUGGGGAUGAAGGGUCCGAAGAUAUAAGGAAGUGGAACGUGAAUGAUGUUUACAACUUUAUCAACAGCAUACCCACAUGUUCAGAAUAUGCUCAGACGUUUAAGGACCACAUGAUUGACGGGGAGACGCUGCCCCUUCUGUCAGAAGAGCAUCUGCUGGACACACUGGGGCUCAAACUGGGACCAGCACUAAAGAUCCGCUCACAGGUUUCCAGGCGUGUGGGCAACAUUCUGUACAUGAUGAACCUGCCGCUCUCCUCCUCCGCCCUGCAGGCCACUCCAGAGAAGGCUGCGGACCGCUCCUCAGAGAUUGGCUCUCCUGUCAACUGCACCAGUGACGAGAUGUUGGCGAGUCCAAGAGACCCCGAAGUCCUCAAAUCCACAGAUCAUCUUCAUGAGACAGAAAACAAUUCCCCUCCAUCUGCCAGCAGCGAGACCGCCUGA